CUGGCCUCAAAUGAUCCUCCCACCCUGGCCUCCCCAAGUGCUAGGAUUAUAGGUGUGAGCCACCACACCUGGCCCAGUUUCCACUCUUCUGAUCUGAUCUAAUCUAAUCAGCAUCCAAAGUCUCCAUCUACAAAUACUAUCACAUUGCCUUAGGCUUCAUUGUGUUAGUGCUUCAAUCUGGGAAAUUUGAGGCAGACAGAAAUAUUUAGCCCAUAACAACAUGGGUCACAUUACUAGAGGGAACCCAGGUCAUGAUGAUAAUGUUAAUGUCAGGCGGGAAGGGGAGGGCAGUCUCAGACUUGGAUAUCUGGAUGGAUGCAGUUGAUGGCUCAAACAGAGGCAACAGAGAAAAAUGGCCCUGGGGAUAGCGUAUGAGAGGGUGACCUGGCAGGGGUUCACGGCUUCUGAGGGUUGUGUGAACAUGAAAUAGAUGUAGAAGCCCAGGAGUAAUUCAGAGAAGAUGAUGCCGAAGCCAGAGCCAAUGCUUGUUUAUUGCUCAGUGUACUCAUCAGGAUCUUAUCAUGACUCUUGUGUCCAGAAGUUUCAGUCAGGUGGGUGGAUCAGUUUAUGUGCAUAAGUAGUUAUCUGGGAGAGUCACUGAAACUUGAGUAGAGAGCCACUGGGGCAAGGAUUUGAAUGAAGGUUGGCAAGAGAGGAAGGCAGUUACUGUUAAAAGCAAUACAAAUUGGAAAGGGCUGUGCAUUUCUGACAUCUACCCGUGAUUCCGGAUGGCUGAAGUUGAAUGAAGGAACACAGUCAAGUUGGGAGGCUUCAGAGCAGGGUUUAGGGCUGCCCAUGACAGUGGGAGACAUCAGAGAUCUGGAUAAUACUGCAUUCUGUUCAAUUUUCAUGCACUUUCUGGAUGCCUUGUACUGAGUUACAUGCAGGAAGGCGGUCUCCUAUGGCACUUACUACACAGGAGAUGCCUGUGUUGUGGGAUCAGGCUAGAGGAGUCUGUACAAGUACAGUUGGUGAGAGAUGUGUGUUGGAAAUAGUGAUGUGCACAUGCAGAGAGAGUGUGAACUUAUGUUCUAAGGGCCUUGGCAUGGGUGAAGUGUGAACAUGAAUAUUGGUUGUGUUUGAAUGCCAUCUGGGGGAUUCUAGGGGACUUGCCUUAGAAAAGACAGUGAUUCCUUGCUUGCCAGGUUCAGAGGUUUGCUCACCUUUCUGUUGUUGCUGAUUGAAGGAACAGUGUCCAGUGGGACUGUGAGGACAGAGUGGUCAUCUGUGGCCAUCACUGGCACCUGUUAUAUUCUGGGAGGUGGGGAGGUGGGGAGGAGGAUGAACUUGGGAAGGAUAUAUAGGGUGAUCAACUUGAGGUCCUGAGAGAGACACUGAUGAUGAAUGAACUGUUUCCAUCAUAGCAGGGUUUUGUGACCUUUGAGGACGUGGCCAUUUACUUCUCCCUGGAGGAGUGGGCCCUCCUUGAUGAAACUCAGAGGCAACUGUACCACGAUGUAAUGCUGGAGAACUUGGCACUCAUAGCAUCGCAAGGGCCUGCAUGUCACAGGUCCCACAUAGUUACACAACUGGAAUUGGGGUUGGCCCUGGUUGCUUCAUAGGGUUGACAUAGCAAGAUACUUUAUGAGGAGGACUGACCCUGGAUGUUGGUAUGGAACAGCAGAUGACAAGGCACCUUCUGCACUGAGUGUUUUUAAAGGAUUGUCACAGGGCAGGACUCCAAAGGCAGGUCCAUCCAGCCAUAAAACUCAACCCUGUGAGGCUUGUAUCCCAGUCCUGAAGGAUACUGUUGACAUGGAUGAGUUGCAAGCUACAUCCUAUGGACAGAAAUUACACUUGGAUACGACAUCAAGAGGCUUCUGGUUGAGUGCAAACCUUUACUGGCUCCAGAAGCUUGAUAAUGGAGACAAAGUCUUAACAAUGGAUGUGGACCAAGACUCAUUGAACACAGGACUAUUCACACUGGAGAAAGACCUUAUGAGUGCAGUGAGUGUGGGAAAUCCUUUUGCCAAUUAUCUGUCCUCAUUCGACACCAAAGAGUUCACACUGGAGAAAGGCUUUAUGACUACAGUGAAUGUGGAAAAUCCUUUUGAGAAGGGAUUUGAGAAGAACUGCAGAUUUCAUGUGUCAGGGAAGCUGUUAAACUUUGAGGAGGUUGCAAAAGAAUUUUCAGCCACCUCAGGCCUUCUCCAGCAUCAGGCCAUUACCAACAGUGAGAGGCCACAGGGCAGUAGACACUACAGAGUUCCCACCAGAAGAAAGCCUUCCAAGUGUAUCGAAUCUGUGAAAUCUUUUAGUAAGAAAUCUGUACUUACUCAACACCAAACUGUUCACAUUAGAGAAAGGCCUCAUGACUGCAGCGAGUGUGGGAAAUCAUUUCACCAGAAAUCUGUUCUCAUUCAACACAAGAAAGUUCACACUGGAAAAAGGCCUUAUGAAUGCAGUAAAUGUGGGAAAUGCUUCAGCCGAAGCUCUGCCCUUUUUCAGCAUCUGAGAGUUCACACUGGAGAACGGCCAUAUGAAUGCAGUGAAUGUGGAAAAUCCUUUUGCCACAGCACUAACCUCUAUCGUCACAGGAGAGCCCAUACUAGAGCAAGGCCUUAUGAGUGCAGUGAAUGUGGGAAAUCAUUUAGUUGCAAUACUUACCUCAUUCGCCACCAAAGGUUUCACAGUGGAGAAAGGCCUUACGAGUGCAGUGAAUGUGGGAAAUCAUUUAGCCAGAAAUCUGUACUCAUUCAACACCAGAGAGUUCACACUGGAGAAAGGCCUUAUGGGUGCAGUGAAUGUGGAAAAUUUUUUAGCCAUAGCUCUGGCCUCUUUCUACACAGGAGAGCUCACACUAGAGCAAGGCCUUAUGAGUGCAGUGAAUGUGGGAAAUCAUUUAGUUGCAAAACUGUCCUCAUUCGACACCAGACAGUUCAUAAUGGAGUAAGGCCUUAUGAGUGCAAUGAAUGUGGGAAAUCUUAUCGCCAGAAAUCUAUCCUCAUUCAACACCAGACAGUUCACACUGGGCAAAAGCCUUAUGAGUGUAGUGAAUGUGGGAAAUCCUAUAGCCAAAGCUCUGCCCUUCUUCAGCAUCUGAGAGUUCACACUGGAGAAAGGCCGUAUGAGUGCAGUGAAUGUGGGAAAUCUUUUACCCGCAAAAACUACUUCAUUGAACACAGGACUGUUCACACUGGAGAAAGACCUUAUGAGUGCAGUGAGUGCGGCAAAUCUUUUCGCCAGAUAUCUGCCCUCAUUCGACAUCAAAGGGUUCACACUGGAGAAAGGCCUUAUGACUGCAGUGAAUGUGGAAAAUCCUUUUGCCAGUUAUCUGUUCUCCUUCGACAUCAAAGAGUUCACACUGGAGAAAGGCCUUAUGAGUGCAGUGAAUGUGGGAAAUCUUUUAUUUACAAAUCUCACCUAAUGCGACACCAGAGAGUUCACACUAAUGAAAGAUCUUAUGAGUGCAGUGAAUGUGGGAAAUCCUUUAGCCAAAGCUCUGCCCUCCUUCUGCAUCUGGGAGUUCACACUGGAGAACGGCCAUAUGAAUGCAGCGAAUGUGGGAAAUCUUAUCGCCAGAAAUCUGUCCUCAUUCAACACAAGACAGUUCACACUGGAGAAAGGCCGUAUGAGUGCAGUGAAUGUGGGAAAUCUUUUACCCGCAAAAACUACCUCAUUGAACACAGGACCAUUCACACUGGGGAAAGACCUUACGAAUGCAGUGAGUGUGGCAAAUCUUUUCGCCAGAUAUCUGCCCUUAUUCGACAUCAAAGAGUUCACACUGGAGAAAGGCCUUAUGGCUGCAGUGAAUGUGAAAAAUCCUUUUGCCAGUUAUCUGUCCUCCUUCGACAUCAAAGAGUUCACACUGAAGAAGGCCUUAUGAGUGCAGUGAAUGUGGAAGAUCCUUUAUCUACAAAUCUCACCUAAUGCAGCAUGAGACAAUUCAUCACUAAUGAAAUGACUUAUGUAUGCAGUGAGUGUAGGAAAUCCUUCACCCAAAUCUGUGUCUUCUGCAUUGGGGAUUUCACACUGGAGAAAGGUCAUAUAAGUGCAGUGAAUAUGAGAAAUCCUAUCCCCAGAAAUCUGUCCUCAUUCAACUAAAGACAGUUCACGCUGGAGAAAGUCCUUAUUAGUUCAGUGAAUGUGGGAAAACCUUUAAUUGAAGCUGUGGCCUCUUUUUAAUACAGGAGGGUUCAUGUGCAGUGAAUAUGGCAAAAUUUUUUGUUAUAUUUAACAAUGAAGAGUUUCUAUAGGACAGAGGCCUCAUAUAUGCAAUGAAAGUGUUUUUUGUUUCCCAGUAUGCUGACACUUUGAGAAUAGCCUUCUUCUUAUUGCAGUCUUACAUAUCUGAGGAUAUAUGGAUUUCUGUAAGUUUGCGGCAUAUGAGAAGCAUGUGUAGCCAUGUUGUGGUCUCUCAACCUUCCAGUGAUCUUUCCAGAUUCAUUUCAUUGUUAGCUUCUGUGGCUGAAGCCAUUUCAUCUCUACCACCUGGCAGAUCCACAGAGUAUACAUCAGUUACCACACCAAAGUGCUCAGGAAGGCAGACUUGUUGUAUUUGUUGGAGGAAAUCUUGAGUAACCUGAGCUCUUAGGCAGUUCUCAUUUCCUCUUAUCUCAUUAUUUAUUGUAUAGACCACCCCAGUUUUGGCCCUGGCACCUGAUCUGAGUUCUGCUGGAGGCCUGCAGAGAUGGACUGCCUUUUUCAGGGACAUUGUUUCUUCUGAUGAAGUUUUUCAGUUUCUAAGUCACUAAACCAGGAACUGCCUAUUGCACGUUUUACUGUCUUGUGCAACAAUAAAGGGCCUUCAAAGUUGGAAGUUUUAUUCACUGUGAAGUAGUUUGAUAGGAUAAUAGGGCUUUACUAGUUUAAAGGAGUAAAUAACUUUUGUGAAGGUCCAGACUUUGUAUGCCCCAGCGGGACAGCAUUGUGAAAAUAGAGCUCUCACUACAUUUUUGCCUAGUUUGCAUUGUUACUAAGGCCUCCUGGGAGAGACUGUGGGGCUUUCUGCUCCUAAUUUUUUGCCCAGAUCCUAGAGGUCUGUGGGAUCAGAGGUCAGUCUGAGGAGGGGGCAGUUGUGAGAAUUUCCAUUGUUUCUGGAGACAGCUUGAAGUUUUUCUUGUUCAUUGGGGAGAUCACAUAAUUCCCUGCAAUGUUGAGAAUUCCUUAUUCAGAUCUGCAGUGGAGCUGUGUUUCUUGAAACCUGGAAUUCUGUAGUCUCAUCUCUCUAGCUAUAAAACUGCAGGGACCUGGCAGGGGGCCAUGGUUGAUUUAGAAACAUUGGGUUGAAUAAUAGGGAGUGAAGCAGACUGUGGUAAACUAGGUGGAAUGUUCCUUUUCUGAAGAUGUACCCACAAAUGUUCCAGUGACUGGCUCAGCAGGAUCAGCGUGUACAGAAAUCUCAGGGCCUUCAGGACUGUGUAUCUUUUAUACCUUAAGACAGAAAAAAUAAUCUAAGGGCAUUAUGAAUUCCUGUAGCCUUUCUGGCCUGUUUACCUCAAGGAUAUUGCUACACAGACAAUGAAAAUAGGAUGAAGAGAAGGGCAAUUGCUGUCCACAGAUAAUGGCUUUUGUGCUUCAGCCCCCAGUCUUAACUCAGUUGGAAACGGCUUUUAUUAUUCCCCUAUAUUUCCUGCCACUGAGGUAUGGCUGCUCCAACAAGGCAUGGGGAAUUAGAUGGUAGAGACAAUAAUGAUUUACAUAAGUGUAAACCCAUGAAGACAUCAAGGUACUCAAAAUAAUAAACCUAUCUCACCCACAUAUUUUCAUUGUGCCUUUCUAUAAUCUGUUCUUGGUCCUCCAGGCAACUUUUAAUUUAUAAUCAUUUACAAUUAAUAGCUUUGCAUUUUCUCAACUUUCCAAAUAGUAAUCAUAAAGUGUUUUUUCUUUAUUUUUUAUGGUUUUAUGCAUGCUACAUAAUUAGAGAUUCAUACAUGUUGCCUAUGUGCAGAUUUCAUUCUUCUGUGUAGCAUUUUCUUCUUAGGAUAUAAGAUUCUUUCUUUAUCUAUCCAUCUGCUUAUGGACAUUUGGGUUAUUUUCAAAGUUUAGCUAUUGCAAAUAAAGCAGCUGCAAAUAUUUGUGUGCAAUUCUUCCUAUAGAUGUUUGUUUUAUUUCUCUUAUACUAAUAACUCAGAAUGCAAUGUCUAAAUCAUGAUAUAGGCGAAUAUGUAACCUUUUCAGAAACUUCCAAACUAAACUAAAAUGCUGGUUCCUUUUUGCAUUUCUGCCAGGAGUGUGUGAGAAUUCAAUAUCUUUACUCCUUUGCGUAUACAUGGAAGGGUCAUUUUUUAAUGUUAAUUUUUAAAAAUAUGUUUGUCAUGGCAUCACACUGUUUUUGAAUGUAUUUCCCUUCGUACUCACCUUGUUGAGCAUUUUUAUCGUGUUUAUUUAUUAGCCUUAGGUAAUUCUUGAGGUAAAUGUGUAUCUAGCCUGUUUUUUUUUUUUUUU
Messenger RNA from Microcebus murinus (gray mouse lemur), 6387 nucleotides. NCBI's taxonomy places the organism in Eukaryota, Metazoa, Chordata, Mammalia, Primates, Cheirogaleidae. The record is from RefSeq and is a predicted model, not a curated record.